Anopheles coustani is the source of this 2682-nucleotide messenger RNA. RefSeq names its product protein O-mannosyl-transferase TMTC4 (gene Tmtc4). NCBI's taxonomy places the organism in Eukaryota, Metazoa, Arthropoda, Insecta, Diptera, Culicidae. The record is from RefSeq and is a predicted model, not a curated record. Gene Ontology annotation, cellular component: endoplasmic reticulum. Gene Ontology annotation, molecular function: protein binding; mannosyltransferase activity. Bases 203 to 2278 code for a protein of 691 amino acids. The transcript is spliced from 3 exons. Gene Ontology annotation, biological process: endoplasmic reticulum unfolded protein response; protein O-linked glycosylation via mannose.
UCUGUCAGCACCGGGUUUUGGCAACAAAAUGAAAAACUGAAGACUGAGGGGUUCGGCUAGCCUAUGCCGGGAUGGAAAAACCAAAUCCAACUUACCCGUAGUGUUUCCCUUUACCGUAGUUUUACCCCGAAAAUGUAAAUCAUCACUCUAAGUGGAACAUUAAUGUGUGAACUAUCCGCCAAUCUCCCACAAAAGUAUCGUAAUGUCUUCCUUGCGCCAAAAAGCAAUAAUUCAGUAUGCCCUCCUUAUUGCUGCCUCUGUGCUAUCGUACGGCGGUGCGCUUUACGGUACGUUCGUAUAUGACGAUUCGGCCGCGAUUGUAAAAAACAUGGACGUGCGCAACGUAGCCACACCGUUCCGAUCACUGUUGCGGCAUGACUUUUGGGGCAACAAUCUAACGGACCCGACGAGCCAUAAAUCCUUCCGCCCGCUAACAGUGUUAAUCUAUCAACUGGAAAACCGUCUGCUUGGGUUGAACGCUGGACACAUGAAAAAAGUUAACUUCCUGCUGCACACGAUCGUUUGUCUCCUGGUGCUGAAACUCUAUCAAACCCUGGGUCGAGAUACUGGCACGUUUAGGACGUCAUUUUGGGCUGCUUUUCUGUUUACCGUACAUCCGGUACACACCGAGGCAGUGGUUGGAAUUGUUGGACGAGCCGAUCUGCUGGCUACUAUCGGAUACAUAAUGGUACUCUUACUCUACCAGCGAUGGAUAACGAAUGGCAGGCGAUUUUGUUACUUGGUAUACCCAGGUCUCUUCCUGCUUACCGUAGCGUCGAUGUUCUUCAAGGAAACUGCCAUGACAGCGCUUGUUGCCUGUGCUGCGAUCGAUGUGCUAAAGAGGAUCAACUGGGAUAGCAACAAAUCUACGGUGCGAGAAUUUCUAAGUAUCCAGAGAUCGUGCUUAAUAAGAGUGGCAAUUUUAGCCCUUCUUUCGAUCGCCACGCUUGUACUUCGAUUAUGGAUUAUGGGCUUCGAAAGUCCUCGGUUCCAUCGUAUGGAUAACCCAGUCGGGGCGAGUAAUAGCACCGUGACAAGAAUACUCUCUCAGAGCUACCUUUACUGGUUAAACUGUUGGCUCCUGCUGUGUCCCGAUUGGCUUAGCUUCGACUGGGCUUUUCACUCCGUUCCGCUGGUGGAAACCCUUUUCGAUCCCAGGAUGCUGCUGGUUCUGCUGCUGUAUGGCAGUAUCUUGCUGCUAGUCUUCCAUCCAUCCACAUUCAAAUCCAAGGAUAUAAAACUAUCUCUAGCCCUGGCAACCAUACCCUUCCUGCCAGCUUGCGGUGUCGUACGUGUUGGAUUUGUGAUCGCCGAACGGCUGCUCUACCUACCCUCGGUUGGCUUCUGUUAUCUCAUCGCGACCGGCUGCCGCCGACUGAUACAACGUUCCAUCGUGUUCUACCUUCCAUUAUGCUUACUUUGCACAGCGUUCAUCCUUAAAACGCAAUCCCGUGCGUAUGAAUGGACGUCGGAUGAUUUAUUGUUUCGCUCAGCGUUACGAGUAUGCCCGCGGAACGCCAAGGUGUACUACAAUAUCGCCCGACUAGCAUCGGAUCAGGGCGACCGAGAAACGGCAUUCGCUUUCUACCGUCGUGCCAUCGAGCUGCACGGCGAGUACGAAGCGGCGCACAUGAAUCUUGGCAAUAUGUACCGGGAAGCACACGAUCUCGAUCGGGCUGAAUGGCAUUUACGAAAGGCAAUUGAGAUACACGAACCGUUUCCGGCCGCCUGGAUGAAUCUCGGAAUAGUACAAGCAGCACAAAAGAACCACGCGGCAUCGCUGAUCAGCUAUCAUCGAGCACUCGAACUCAAUCCGAACUAUCCUAACUGUUUGUACAAUUUGGGUAAUUUGUAUAUAGAUAUGCAAAAUUCUUCGAUGGCACUACGGUACUGGCGUGAAGCGAUCCAGCAAAACCCCCGCCACAGUAGAGCUUGGGCGAACAUUCUGGCACUGUAUGAUAACCGAGGUCGCACGGAAGAUAUUAUACGCACAUCAGAGCUGGCACUAACAUUCCUACCGAACGAUACCGCGAUCCUGUUUAUCCGCGCCAAUGCAUUCGGUAAACUCGGCCAGUACGAAACGGCUGAGGGACUCUAUCGGCAGAUCAUUGCAGCCCGGCCCGAUCACGCGGUUUAUCGGGCUAAUCUGGGUGUGCUCUAUCACCGGUGGGGCCAACGGAACUCGCAAGCGAUCGAGCAGUAUCAGGCGGCAUUGCGAUUGAAUCCGAAUUUGCACAGUGCCAAAACGAACCUGCUCAAGCUGAUGGGUACAUCGUGAAAAAGUAUUUUCCCACAUAGUUUCCUUAUCGACUGAUGGCCAUCGAUGGUCAAUAAGUGUGACACACAAGCGAAGUGUGAAAUUUCCAUUGAAUGCAAUCCAAAUUUUCCUUCACGGGGUGAUUUUACCGACAAGAAUACAAAAUUGGUAGAAUAUUGAAACAUGUUUACAGUUUAGUAAACAUGUGUCGACGGUCAGUUUAAAAUAUUCCAACUCACAGGUUGUGGUGAGCAAUAUUGGGUGUCUGAAAUGAGCUGAUUAAGUAAAACUUACCAUUAUUUUCUACUAUUAUUAUUAAGAGAAUUUUAACCAUUUCAGCUCAGCAGCAUAUCAUACUCGAAACAAGCAAUAACUUAUACAUCGAAUGAAAAGCGAAUAAUGUAAUAAAAACCUAAUCACAAAUU